CUAGAUAUAGAUGAUCAAAUUUGGCAACUUAAUUUCUCUCAGACACUAAGCCUAUUUUUGUCAAUUAUUACCUUAUUCUCUAUUCUGAUUCAGAUUUGGGUCCCGUCAAAUCCUAAAGGAGCAGAGAGAUUACCUCCAGGGAUUGUUGCAUCUGGAGCAGACUUUUACCUCCGCAGAUUGUGGGGUGAACCUAGUGAGGAUUUGACCAGCAAACCAAAGUAUCUGGUAACCUUUACCGUUGGUUAUGAUCAAAGGAACAACAUAGAUGCAGCAGUGAAAAAGUUUUCAGAGAAUUUUACCAUCGUUUUGUUUCAUUAUGAUGGCCGAGCUUCUGAAUGGGAUGAGUUUGAGUGGUCAAAGCGGGCUAUUCAUGUGAGUGCCAAAAAACAGACAAAAUGGUGGUAUGCUAAAAGGUUUCUGCAUCCUGACAUUGUUGCUCCAUAUGACUUUAUAUUUAUUUGGGAUGAAGACCUUGGAGUUGAGAAUUUUGAUGCCGAAGAAUUCAUCAAACUUGUGAGGAAACAUGGGUUAGAAAUUUCUCAGCCUGGUUUGGAACCCAAUCGAGGAUUGACUUGGCAGAUGACAAAGAGAAGAGGUGAUCAUGAAGUUCACAAGCAAACAGAGGAGAAACCUGGCUGGUGCUCUGACCCUCGUUUGCCUCCCUGUUCAGCAUUUAUAGAAAUCAUGGCUCCUGUCUUUUCUAGAGAGGCAUGGCGUUGUGUAUGGCACAUGAUACAGAAUGACUUAGUUCACGGUUGGGGUCUUGACUUUGCCCUCCAAAAAUGUGUUGAGCCUGCUCAUGAGAAAAUUGGAGUUGUAGAUGCUCAAUGGAUUGUUCAUCAAAGUUUCCCUUCACUUGGGAACCAGGGACAAGCAGAGAAUGGAAAGGCUCCGUGGCAAGGGGUGCGUGAGAGGUGUAGACGAGAGUGGAAAAUGUUCCAGACUAGGAUGGCUGAUGCAGAAAAAUCUUAUUACAAGGCAAUGGGAAUUAAUCCUCCCAAUUUCAAAUUUCACCAUUAGAUAGUGCCAUUAAGCAUAGGGUCUAGCCUCUAGAUUUGAAUCUAAUUUUUGUUGCUGUAGAUAAAACAUUUUUUGAGUUAAUAGUUCCAAUGAUCACUGAACUUACAUAUCUUUGAUUGCUUACUGAAAUUUAAAAUGUCGAGUUUUGAAUC
Molecule: messenger RNA, 1172 nt
Organism: Olea europaea var. sylvestris
Lineage: Eukaryota; Viridiplantae; Streptophyta; Magnoliopsida; Lamiales; Oleaceae
Exons: 11
Source: RefSeq, a predicted model, not a curated record